Messenger RNA from Mesocricetus auratus (golden hamster), 4228 nucleotides. RefSeq names its product hepatocyte nuclear factor 4 alpha (gene Hnf4a). Lineage: Eukaryota; Metazoa; Chordata; Mammalia; Rodentia; Cricetidae. Gene Ontology annotation, biological process: cell differentiation; anatomical structure development; positive regulation of transcription by RNA polymerase II. The transcript has 10 exons. The record is from RefSeq and is a predicted model, not a curated record. Gene Ontology annotation, molecular function: nuclear receptor activity; zinc ion binding; RNA polymerase II cis-regulatory region sequence-specific DNA binding. Bases 64 to 1488 code for a protein of 474 amino acids.
CCAGGGGCUUGGGUGGCAUCCUGGGCAGGGCAGGACAGGGGGCUGAGCCGUGGGUAGGGGAGAAUGCGACUCUCUAAAACCCUCGUCGACAUGGAUAUGGCUGACUACAGUGCCGCCCUGGACCCAGCCUACACCACCCUGGAGUUUGAAAAUGUGCAGGUGUUGGCCAUGGGCAAUGACACAUCCCCGUCUGAAGGUGCCAACCUCAACUCAUCCAACAGCUUGGGUGUCAGUGCCCUGUGUGCCAUCUGUGGAGACCGGGCCACGGGCAAACAUUACGGAGCCUCGAGCUGUGACGGCUGCAAGGGAUUCUUCAGGAGGAGUGUGAGGAAGAACCACAUGUACUCCUGCAGGUUUAGCCGGCAGUGUGUAGUGGACAAAGAUAAGAGGAACCAGUGCCGCUACUGCAGACUCAAGAAGUGCUUCCGGGCUGGCAUGAAGAAGGAAGCCGUCCAAAAUGAACGGGACCGGAUCAGCACGCGGAGGUCAAGCUACGAAGACAGCAGCCUGCCGUCCAUCAAUGCGCUCCUGCAGGCGGAGGUCCUGUCUCAGCAGAUCACCUCUCCCAUCUCUGGGAUCAAUGGCGACAUUCGGGCCAAGAAGAUCGCCAACAUUACAGACGUGUGUGAGUCCAUGAAGGAACAGCUGCUGGUUCUGGUCGAGUGGGCCAAGUACAUCCCAGCCUUCUGUGAGCUCCUUCUGGAUGACCAGGUGGCCCUGCUCAGAGCCCAUGCCGGUGAGCAUCUACUGCUCGGAGCCACCAAGAGAUCCAUGGUGUUCAAGGACGUGCUGCUUCUAGGCAAUGACUACAUCGUCCCUCGGCACUGCCCGGAGCUAGCAGAGAUGAGCCGAGUGUCCGUUCGCAUCCUCGAUGAGCUGGUCCUGCCCUUCCAGGAGCUGCAGAUCGAUGACAAUGAGUAUGCCUGCCUCAAAGCCAUCAUCUUCUUCGACCCAGAUGCCAAGGGGCUAAGUGACCCGGGCAAGAUCAAGCGGCUGAGGUCGCAGGUACAGGUGAGCCUGGAGGACUACAUCAACGACCGCCAGUACGACUCUCGGGGCCGGUUUGGUGAACUUCUGCUACUGUUGCCGACCCUGCAGAGCAUCACCUGGCAGAUGAUCGAACAGAUCCAGUUCAUCAAGCUCUUUGGCAUGGCCAAGAUCGACAACCUGCUGCAAGAGAUGCUGCUAGGAGGGUCUGCCAGCGAUGCACCCCAUGCCCACCAUCCCCUGCACCCUCACCUGAUGCAGGAACACAUGGGCACCAAUGUCAUAGUUGCCAACACGAUGCCCUCUCACCUCAGCAAUGGACAGAUGUGUGAGUGGCCCCGACCCAGGGGGCAGGCAGCCACUCCUGAGACCCCGCAGCCAUCACCACCCAGUGGCUCGGGGUCUGAACCCUACAAGCUCCUGCCAGGAGCCAUUGCCACCAUCGUCAAGCCUCCCUCUGCCAUUCCCCAACCAACAAUCACCAAGCAAGAAGUCAUCUAGCAAGCCGCUGGGGGUCGGGGGUUCUGCUGGCUCACGUGCAACUUAAGUCACCGCAAAGAAGACGUGACAAGAGGGCCAGUCCCAGAGCAGCCAUGGAAAGGGCGCGGGGGCCAGAAACACGGGCUGAGUGCACACGCAUCGCCACCCCUGACCCCACACCUUGGAGGGCAGGGCUUUGCCUUGAGGAGACCCUGGCUGGGAAGGUUUCCAAUGCCUGGACUAUUUUUCCCAAGUUGAAGCCACUGUCUUCAUCUUUAUCCGUAUCUUCCCUCAGCUUCUUCGCCCCUGAAGGAUGACUGUCUGCAGUCGCUGCAGGACCUUGUUCAAACACAACUCCCUUCUCCUCCCCCUGCUGGGGCCUCUUCCUUCCUGGUGCUGGUUAGGGGGUCUGGAUACAAAGCUUCUGAGGCUGAGGCAGCUUGUAGUGUGUUACUCCCCUCUUCUGCUGUGACGAUCUGAUCUCAGGUGACCCUCUAUCCCAUCCUCCAUUGUUCUCUUCCUCGGCCAUUCUGACUUCUCCAAAGCCGCCUCCCGGAGGCUGAGGAAGAUGUGGCAACCAUUUCCCCAUUCAUUCUGAGAACCUUCUGUAAGCACUGACUCAGGUGAGACAGAGGGUAGGUAGGAGUCAUCAUCCCCCCUCUGCCAACACCACCAUGAUUCUUCCCUCCAGCACUAGGCUGUAACGUUGGAGCGAUAAGCCUUAUGGUUCUGUACAGCAGAGAGUCAUCCAAGGGUGACAAUCGCAACAGAAUGUGGAGAGAGGUUGGGAGCCAUGGGGAGGCAUCUAGAAAGAGGCAAGCUCUGCCUCUCCUUUGACAGGGAAGGUGGGCUUCUGGCUAGCACAGCAGAUGACACAGACCAGUUUGCAGGAGGCGAGCCCGAACAGAGGCCCGGAAGCAAGGAACAGCACGUGAGUGAGACAAUUAAGAAAUCAGUUUCCAAGAAGUUGAGAUAGGGCACACAUUGGGGACCUUGGAACCUUGAGUGCUAGACUGAAGUUGGGAGUAGCUGCAGUGUGGGCCUGUCAGAAGAUGAAGACAGCAUCCUUCAGAGGUCGGACUGCUGAGAGGGAGCUAGGAGGCCAGAGUAGGAGUGAGACAAAGGGAUGGGUCAGAGUUCUCCCCAGGGCGUGUCAAGCUCUUCUGUACUCGCGGAUGACACGUAGGCAUUCGACAUCCACCAUCUCAUAGAAUCUUUAGAAGGUGAAAGUAGAGGAUCUUAAAGGCCUCAUAGGAAGCUCUUGUCUCCCCUGUGAUGGAAGUCAGAGAUUUCCUCAUCCUUUACUGGUGUCCACUCUAGAGGCUUGCUCUUUCCAUAACUGGCCAGCUAGAGGGUGUUCUCAAGGCCUUGGGAUGUCAAGAAUCCUCUUUGCUGAGAAGAGAAGUGGAUUCAUGACUCCGGGCCUCUUUUUCCUCUCCUCUCCCCGAGUGUGAGUAAGGAGCAGCAAGGGUGUGCUUCCUAGAAGGACAGGCCUAGUCUGGCCAUCUAGGGCUGAGAUGGUGUGGGUGAGGGGCAGGAGAGGGAUAAGGAAGCCUGGGUCAGGCUUGCUUGAGGAGCUACAUUCAGGGCACAUUCUGGAACUGCUAAUCCCCACCAGUCAGCGUUUAGCCCCUGCCUGACUCUUGAUGGCUAUGAGUGGCCCCUACAAAGUGCCACUGACCAAUGGGAAUAAAAGGAAUGUUUCCACGACUGGAGGUGUGAUAAAUGGGAGGAAUGGACUAAGAGACUGAAUACCACAGUCCAUCAAGGCUGACCCUUCUGAAUGGGUGGAUCUAGCACCCCAGUGUCCAGAAAUGCCAGCUUUAGUGCCAGGUCCUCUGCAAAAGGGUAUGGAGGAGUCCAAGGACACCUACUUAAAGAAAAAGAUACCCACAGUCCAGGAUGGUCAGGAUGAGUUGUCCUUAAUCCCUCAAGCCAAGCCCUGGGUCUCUGGAUAGACUUUUCCAUGCUCAGAGCCCUCAAACCUUUCUUGGCCAUCCUCACUCCAGUGCUCCCAGGAAUUCCAGAAAGAUUGUUCAAACUGCUUUGCAUGAAACAGGGCAGCUGGACUCCUUCUGGACGUUGUCUUACCCACUCUUUGUCCCUCCAUCCCCAGUGAUGUUCAUGAGAGGAGUAGGUAUGUUGGCUUUCAGUGGUAGCAGUCUCCUGGAGCAGGGCUCAGUCAUUGCCCCAAUCCAUCCUUUCCGAAGAAGAAAUCCAUUCCGCAUUAAUAACUAUUACAAUAUGGGAAAUGUGAAAUAAGAAAAGUUUACUCUUCUGACUAUAAGCUGAGGACACUAUGUUGGAGUUUUUUUUUCUUCUGAGUUUUGGUCCUAAUACAUAAUAUGAUGGACUAAGUACAAGCUGGAGACAGAUAAGGGUGGGUACUACAGUUUUUUCCUGAGACCACCCUCCUUUCUUCAGGGAACUCUCAGAAUCUUCCAGAAUUCAGGAGGCUUUCCUGAGAGUGGACACAAGAGAAGGGAGGAUCAGAAGUGACAGUCCUCUGUUUCUUGUGAUAACCACCCCAGUUGCCUUUGCUAGAACUCUGUUACCUGCCCUGGUAAAUAGGAAUCAUGAACUUCACACCAAGCAUUCAUAAGGCAGGCUGUACCCCAUCAGACUAGUCUGCACCUUCCUGAUCCCCAAAUCCCACCAUUACUGCCCAAGAGGUCAAAAAAAACCCUCAAUAACAGCUCCUACUCCUGUGUGUUUUAACCUAAGUUUAUCCAACAAAAUAAAUGGCAUGUAUGUUUUCUAA